Messenger RNA from Cydia pomonella (codling moth), 1788 nucleotides. Its product is annotated as mpv17-like protein 2. The transcript has 4 exons. Gene Ontology annotation, cellular component: cytoplasm; membrane. Bases 416 to 1027 code for a protein of 203 amino acids. Gene Ontology annotation, biological process: mitochondrial ribosome assembly. NCBI's taxonomy places the organism in Eukaryota, Metazoa, Arthropoda, Insecta, Lepidoptera, Tortricidae. The record is from RefSeq and is a predicted model, not a curated record.
CGUGGGAUCAAUUUACGUAGUUUAUUUUUGGUAUGUUAGGAAAGUUAACACGUGUUUUUUAUUUGGCGCAAUGCGUAUGUUCUAUCCCUCACGGGCGCACGCGUAUAUCGCAUCUAGUUGAUCCUACCAUCUAUGUAAAAUAUACAUAUAGACUAUCCCGUCAUUUGUCGUUUGGUAAUUUCUCCUUCCCCCCGUUCAUGCCUGAUCCAGUUAUAAUUGAUUCAUGAUUUUUAAAUUGUCAUAUUUGACAUUUCAUUCAACCUUGACAAUGUCUAUUUUUCAGCAAAAAAAUGUAUAUUUAGGCGCAUUAUUUCAUUUUUGUGGAGAGUGAGUGGAUCCAUAAUGAGUAAAAAUAUGUGGUAACACGGAUUUAUAUAUUCUCGCUAAUUAAAACUGUUGUGCUCCUGAUAUCAUAAUGCAUGCUGCGUGUGGCAUGAGGCUCCUACAGGCUGCGAGCCCUAUCAGGAGCCAACAUAGGUCCAUUUCAGCAUUCAAUCGCGGUAUAGCAGUACUUUUCAAACCAAAGAACUUGCUAAUUACCAACAGCUUAACAUCAGGGAUAUUUAUGUUUGUCGGAGACUUGGCACAGCAAGAGUUUGAAUAUCGAUCUGAAUAUCUGAAAACACGAUAUGAUUGGGCUAGAUCAGCAAGAAUGUUAAUUGUAGGAAUACUUAUGGGUCCAUUACACCACUACUAUUAUAUAUAUUUAGACAAAAUACUACCUGGUGCUGAAAUAAAGACAGUUUUCAAAAAAAUAGCUUAUGAUCAACUGUUUGCAUCACCUGCAACUAUUUUACUUUUCUUUAUUGGAAUGGGCAUGCUAGAAAACAAAAGCACUCAACAAACAAAGGAUGAGAUUGCAUACAAGUUCAAGUACACAUACCUAGGUGACUGCAUGUUUUGGCCACCAGUACAGUUCAUCAACUUUUAUUUUUUACCAACAAAAUACAGGGUGUUUUACAUAAAUGGCGCAACAAUGUUAUUUAACGUAUUUUUAUCUUAUGUAAAACAUUUUGAUCAAUAUUGAUGCAUUUACCAUAUGGUAAGGAAGCCCAAGAGGGGAUUGUUGUAGUUACUUGACAGAUUAAAAUAUGAGUGUUAGUUUGCUACCUAUGGAGUCUACCUUAAUCACUUUUAGUUAUCUAUGUUGGUUUGUUGGAUGGUGGAGAAUAGGUUACAAGUUCGGAACACAGUAUCCGUCAGAUUAAAAAAAUGCAUACAAAUAAUUGUCAAAUUAAGUACAAUUAUAGCAUCAACAUGGACCAAAAUAACCAAAUCCAUCAACCAACGGCCCAACAUAGAUGGCUAAAAGUGAUUAAGGUAGACUCCACAGGUAGCAAGUUAUAACUCUGUCUUAUUGGUGUCCGCAACUCGACGUCAUAUUUCGCGCCUAUUUUGCGUAGUGGGUUGUCAGCACUACUCUUGCUAACCCAACUCUACCAAGAAGCCUAGCAGACCCUUGAUGUUGCCGACGACUACUGGGAGAGACCCCGGCGAACCGAGGUAUUGUGUCCGGUACUCUGCCAACCCUGGGCAUUCAAGAAUGACGUGGGCAGCUGUCUCCUGCCACCAUGCAUGCUCUGCAGAGGGGGUGUAACACGUAGGGUUCAUCACUCUGUCUUAAUCGGACAUUUUUAGUAACUACAAAAAUCCUCCCUGGAGUUUCCUAGUGUUACUUGAGCACAACCUGUUCUGUGAUGUAAAGAAUGUAAUGUAAAUAUUAUGUAUAUAGUUAUAGAAAAUAUAUGUAAAAAGUAGUAAAAUUCGUUUGACGCUUGGUGAUAUAAA